UCUUCUAUACAAGACUCGUCAUGUCUUUAUUUACCAAUGGACAUUUGACUGCAUUGCUCACUUCCUGACUGUGUCGAGUUUCUACAUUUCCAACAUGUCCACUCAGAUAUUCUCUGGUGCUCUGUCUUCUUCUCCAAACCAAAGCUGUGCACCUUCAGUUGAUCGGUUUACAGUAUUCUCAGGCGCCAUGUUCAAUGUUAUAUUAUGGCGUGUGCUCGCCAACUAUUCUGUAUUGGAAUUAAAGGGACUGAAAAUGGAUUUAUAAAUGAAUGAUUGAUUAUAUCAACGAGAAACUGAAUGCUGAUCAAAGUGACAUGAUGUUUAGACCACGCAAGGUAACCUGUUAAUUUAAUUUCUGACGCUGACUUUCUACAGUUCACCAUGAAAGCCAUCUUUUUUAUGGUGUGUCAGGCUCUUUGCCUUUACCUCAUCGUGUGUAUUGACAGUCGUCUGGACUUCAAGUGGCAGGUUUGGAAGAAGACACACAGCAAACAGUACAAGAAGGCAAGUGAGCUGCAAAAAAGAACAAUAUGGGAAGAGAACUUGAGGAAAAUUAAUGCCCACAACCUGCGGUACAAGAGAGGAAAAACAACCUUUAAGUUGGGAAUGAACCAGUUUGGAGAUCUAACAUCUUCAGAGUUUGCCAGUAUGCUGAGUUCCUAUUCUGUGAAGCACGUGAGGGAUGGCACACUGUCUGCCACCGACCUGCGGAGUGCUGCCAGUAAGCUGAACCUCACCAGUAUCGAUUACAGGACACUGGGGUACGUCACACCCGUCCAAGACCAGGGAUAUUGUGGCUGCUGUUGGACAUUCAGUGCUGCUGGAGCAAUAGAGGGGCAAACCUUCAAUAAAACAGGCAAGCUGAUACCACUGAGCAAGCAGAAUCUGCUCGACUGUGCAGAGUCUUUGGGGAACCAGGGCUGCUCAGGCGGGAGGCCCUCUCUGGCCUUCCAGUACGUGAUCAACAGUGGAGGAAUUCAGGCUGAGGCAACCUAUCCUUACACAAUGGCAGUUGGGUCCUGUCGUUUCAACAGCAGCAAGGUUGUCGCCACUGUGUCAAAUUACAAGUACCUCCCAAUUGGCAAUGAGCAGGCUUUGGCAGAUGCCCUGGCAACCAUUGGGCCAAUCUCAGUGGUCAUUGAUGCCACUCAGAUUAGCUUCCAGUUCUACCUGUCUGGAAUCUACAAUGAUCCCAAAUGCUCCAUAUACAACCUAAGUCAUGCCGUACUGGCAGUUGGCUAUGGAUACCAAGGAAGCAACAAUUACUGGAUUAUCAAAAACAGCUGGGGCACCAUGUGGGGCAUCAAUGGCUACCUGAUGCUGGCCAAGGACAAGAACAACGCUUGUGGAAUCAGCCAGUAUGGUGCUGUCCCUUUUGUCUGAGAUAUGUGACUGGCUCCCUUUGUGUUCCUCUGAUUUGAGUGCAGUUGUAAGCCGGACUCUCAUCAUUGGAGUUGUGUAGAAUUAAGAAUCUGGGGUGUGGGACGUGGUGGAAUGUGACCGGCACUAAUGGGAGUAAAAAAUGAAAACAAGCUGAUAAACACACACACUGUCAUGGAGGGUUAAAGAGAAAGUCAAUCAUAACGAUGGCUAAUUAGAGUUGAGACGAAAUUUGUGUAGGGGGAACCAACUACUUUGUAAUACUGUGUCAGAUGUGGGAGCUGGAAAAGUUUACCAGCUUUUGUAGGA
Erpetoichthys calabaricus (reedfish) is the source of this 1689-nucleotide messenger RNA. Its product is annotated as procathepsin L-like. The transcript has 7 exons. The coding region runs from base 382 to 1383 and encodes 333 amino acids. Gene Ontology annotation, biological process: immune response. Gene Ontology annotation, molecular function: cysteine-type endopeptidase activity. NCBI's taxonomy places the organism in Eukaryota, Metazoa, Chordata, Cladistia, Polypteriformes, Polypteridae. The record is from RefSeq and is a predicted model, not a curated record. Gene Ontology annotation, cellular component: lysosome.